Messenger RNA from Coregonus clupeaformis (lake whitefish), 1299 nucleotides. RefSeq names its product leucine-rich repeat-containing protein 75B-like. The annotation marks the transcript as partial. NCBI's taxonomy places the organism in Eukaryota, Metazoa, Chordata, Actinopteri, Salmoniformes, Salmonidae. The transcript has 4 exons. The record is from RefSeq and is a predicted model, not a curated record.
ACGGCAAGACGCUGGAAAUUAUUUGAAUACGAAUAGAAAGCUAUGCAAUACUGCUGGUGUAAUCCUCAAAAUUUAAUCUAAUAGAGAAUAUAGUAAUUUAUCAAUCUCUGCUCAUAUUUUCUCCCUUUGUUUUCAUACUGUUAAGAGAAAAAAUAGAUGCGUGCGUUACUCAAUAUCCAAGUUUAGGCUACUGUGUAACUGUUAUGGCUACAUUCUGUCAGGUACAUGUACAUAGUGUCAAGGAGCCGUUGUUCAACUGAAACAUAAUUCUGUGAAGUAAUGGGUUCUAAAUUGACCAGGCAAAGUAGUCUGGACCAAAUAGAAACCACAUUUUCCAAGAAGAGACGCCAGCGGCAUGACAGCUCCGGAGAAGCUGAGCGAAGUGGAGGCGGGGAAUUCUUGUUUACAUCCCUGAUGCUGAAGUCAGACAAGCUCCCAGGGAUGCUGCGGAAAAGCAACCACAGCCCCUAUGUGAGACGGGUGGCAUGGAUCAGGGAAAUACAGAAGCUUCUUCGAGAACAGAAACAAGAACAGGCAGUCGAGGUGCUCAAAUUGCUAAGAAAGGACUUGGGACUCCAGGGAACAUCCCUCAAUGAUAUCCUCUAUAAGAAUACAGCCUUUCUCAACCUGGUGGAUCCAAUCUCCCAUGAGCUCUUGCUCAGCCUGGCCAAAGACAUGCAGUGUCCAAAGAGGGAGACAGACACCCUGAAGUCGUCCGACAAGAUCUGCAGACAGCUGAUAUUCCACCUGACCCCUCACUCCAAGUGGAUGAGACAGAGCCUGCCCAGGAGGAAGUCGCAGGCCUGUCUUAAAACCACACUGAAGAAGAAGCUGACCAACGACGUGGUCAGCCUGUCUGGCAUCCCUCUGUCUGGCCGAGACGUCCACCGGGUGGCCUACUACCUCCAGAGUAACGGCGACUCCGUGUCGGCCGUGGACCUCAGCUUCACCGAGCUGCAGGACGAGAGCCUCCGUCUACUGCUGCCCUACCUGGGCUCCAUGCCCAAACUCACCACCCUGGCCAUCAACGGCAACCGUCUGACGGUGGGCGUGCUGAAGGACCUGACGGAGGUGGUGAAGAACCCCCUGCAGUUCGCCAGCCUGGCAUGGGUAGACCUGGGCAACAACGUGGACAUCUUCACCGUGCCGCAGCCCCUCCUAGUGGCCCUGCGCAGACGUUUUGGCCUCCGGAGCAGCCUGCCCACCAUCUACGAGUACAGCGAGGUGCAGGUCUAUAGUAGUUAUACCCUGGAGACCUCUAUUGAAGAACCCAGCCGGUAUGAGGAGGAGGAGGAGGAG